Messenger RNA from Lates calcarifer (barramundi perch), 4980 nucleotides. It is a transcript of the gene rnf224, whose product is annotated as ring finger protein 224. Bases 3756 to 4319 code for a protein of 187 amino acids. NCBI's taxonomy places the organism in Eukaryota, Metazoa, Chordata, Actinopteri, Centropomidae. The transcript has 3 exons. The record is from RefSeq and is a predicted model, not a curated record.
ACCUGACGUCAACCUCUCUCCUGACGUUCACAGGUGAUCUAACGGUUUUGAACCACCUAUCCGGAGCUGGUCUCUGGUUUUCUGGGUCCAGAUGUUUCACUGACUUGAAAUGUGAACGGCUCCUUCAUGUGGGUUCAGGUCCAGAACUCUGUAGACCUGUAGACCUGGUUCCUGCUGGUCUCAAAAACUGCACAUUAACAACAGGACUUGAUCCAGGACCAGGACUGAUCCCGAGCUCACAGGUGAACUUUACCUGCAGCAGUCAGACCCUCACGCAGUUUUUUUUCCCUGGGUGAGAGACAAAACCCAGGAAUCGGAGACUUUGAUUUUAACCUUUAACCUUUGACUGCAUUAAUGAAACUGUAUCAUGAAGUUAUUGAUGAUAGGUUGAUGUUUUAGUGACGUCACUUAAAUAACAUUUACCUUGUGAACGUGGUGAAUGUAUGACGUCAUCUGUUAAAAAAAAAACUACAGCCAAACUACCAAACUACAGCCAAUAGGAGCAGAGGGUGGGCGGGGCUUAGUGCUGGAAUGAAGCAGAGAGAAAAACCAGUUUCUGUCAGACCGGUUCAUCCCACCCCCCUUCCCCCAACACUACACACCUCCUCCUCCUCCUCCAGGUGAGUCACAUUAAACAAACUACAGGUAAAACACCUGCGGAAAUAAAAACAGAAAAAUGACUGAAAGAAAAUGAUUGAAACCAAAAAGAAAAACAAGUGAAAGAAAAAUAAAGACUGAGACAUGGGGGGGGGCGUCUGAGGAGAGAGAGGUCGAGCUCCAUAGAGAAUAAACAGAGAGAGAGAGAGAGAGAGGAGAGGGAGAGGGAGUGUCAUCAGGUAGAACAAGUUUGGGCGAGGCAGGUCAAGAGAGCUUCACUCAGUGAAAAGGAGAGAGAGAGAGAGAGUCAGUCUGUCUCAGUGAGGAGGAGAAAAACAGAGAGAGGAGAAAAACAGAGAGAGGAAAAACAGAGAGAGGAGAAAAACGAGAAAAACAGAGGGAGGAGAAAAACAGAGAGAGGAGGAGAAAGAAGUUUGUUUCUUCAGAGAAACAACAGAUUCACAGAGAAGAAGAAGAAGAAGAGGAAACACCUGCGGCCUGUGAACAGAGCUCUCUCGCCCCUGACUCCCUCGAGGCUUCUGAUUGGACGACUGUCUGUUUGGUCAGUUUUAGCCCCGCCCCCUUCCUUUGACGUGUCAUCAUGACAUCAAAGCUCAGUGUGAACCUGGACAACCCGUACAGUGAGGUCACCAUCCCCCGGGCUAAGCUCCACUCCUCCGAUAAUGUCGCCAUGGUGAUAGCCAAUCCAGUGGCUCUGAAUGGGAGCGAUGGGAACCCGUACAGCACUGCGAGCUCCGCCCCCCCACCGCCGUACAUGGUGAAGGAGGAUGGAGGUGGGGAUGAAGAGGGGGGGAGGUGCCGUGCCUGCUGCUACCGCUGCAGGAGGAGGAAGUGAUGUCACUGUGACAGGAUGUGAUGUCACAGCGACAGGACAUAAUGUCACAGCACCAGGAGGAUUGUGAUUGGUUCAGAUUUAUUUAUACUCCGGUCAAUGUUUCCAUCUCUCCUCUGAGGAGCCGUUGAAGGAAGGAAGGAAAGGAAACAAGGAAACAAUUGAGGAGGAGAAGAAGGAGGGAAGGAAGGAGGGAAGGGUCUUGAACUUGAGGAAGUUGUUUCCUCUGUGGCGGCCAUUUUGUGUCAGUUAAACUAACAAGUAAAAACUGUGUAAACUUAAACUAACGUUAAAAAACAAUCAAUCAGAGUCACUUCCUAAAAUAUUCAGCUGCUUCCUCACUGAGGAAGACCAUGAUGAAGACCAUGAUGAAGAUGAUGAAGAUCCAAUAUGAAAACAAUCAUUUACAUGUUUAUUUACUGAUAUCGGAGCAAAUAAGACACAAAAUGGCCGCCAUUCAUAUUAAAUUCUUUGUUUCACUGGUUUUUUAUUUUAUUGUUAACGAGACAUAAAACAUGAAUUCACUGAAAAACAACAUGAGACUCAGACCCGCUCCUGGUCCCAGUCUGUUUUUGUUUUUUUUAAGAAUAAAUCCCAGUUUCAUCUGGAAAAAAACAGAUUAUUACUGAUGUUUAUUGAUCAUUGAUUUUUCCCGUUCAGGAUGAAAUUAAAAACCUGUGAACUGCAAAUUAAUCUUAUUUUAUUUACUCUACCAACGAACAACUUGAUGUUUUUUCUAUAAAUUUGAAAUUUUCUGCAGUUUUUCCUUCGUCAGAGGAAAUGAUUAUGAUUUAGUUUUUUUCUGUCAGAAGUGUUGAAAUGUCCAUAAAGUAUUUAUAUUUUCUCAGAACAUGUUGAAAGAGUUUUUACAGAAUCAUUGUUUAUAUGUUCAAAGUUUUUCUGAUUCAUGAACCUGAAAUAAAAACAUGAAGGUAAAAGAAUUGAUCUGAGUCUUUGAUGGAAACUGACCUGGUUUUAAUGUCUGAACUCAAACACCUGAGAUAAAACGCCUGACGCCUGCAGACGUGACUCGGGGCUGACAACAACAACAUUCAUUUAUGUGAUAUUUUUAUUUGUAUACAGGCAACUCUCUCUCUCUCUCUCUCUCUCUCUCUCUCUCUCUCUCUCUCUCUCUGUUGUUGCCAUGGUGACCUCUCGCCACACUGAGCUGUAACCUGAUAGGUCGACUCCAACAGCCAAUAGAAACCUGAGAACAGCUCCACUUUCUAUUGGCUGAUCAGGUUACAGGUCAGAUUAUUGAUCAGUUCACCUGAAGUCAAGUUUCUCUGAUCAAAUACAAAUAAACUGUUUUAAAUAUUGGUUCUGUUAUUCUCAAUCUGAUUAUUGAUCAGUUAUUGAUAAGUUAUUGAUUUAACUUUAGUGUUUAUUUUAAAACUGAAUUUAAUGUUUUUUAUUUAUUUUAGAGGAAAAGCUUCACAUUUGUUGAUUUUUGUUUGUAGUAUUUGUAUAUUUGUAGUAUUUGUACUGCAGUUUUCUACAGACAUUGGAUUCAUAUGAAAGUGUUUCUUUUGCAGAUUCUAAUGAAUCAGUUUGAUGACUGAUUGAUUAUUGAUUGAUUGAACUGUUAAAUGAUAAAAUGAUUCAGACAGAGUGUUGGGCGAGAGAGGCUGAAUUAUUGAUGAAGGUAACUCUCUUUCUCUCUGAGGCAGACGAACGAACAGAGAAGAAGAGAGACAGAGAGAGAACGACAAGACGGAGAGAGAGGAAGCAAAAAAACAACAAAAAGACUGAGAGAAGAAAAAGAAAGAGAGAAGAGAGGAAUAAAAGAAGAAAACCAAAGGAGAACGAAGAGGAGAAGAGGAGGAAAAACAACAGAGGAUAAAACAGAAAGACGAGGAGUAAACAACAACAACAAACAGAGAGAAGGAAUAAACAAGAACAAAAAGAAAAUGUGAAGGAAAAGAAAGAAACAGGAAGAAGAAAAAAAUCUAGGUGAGUCUGUGUCGACCAAUCAGAGCACAGCAGGUGUGAUCAGCUGUUAUUAUUUUAUAAUUUACACAUUACCAUGGUAACUGUGUACUGUAAACACAUCUCUGAUCACACAGGAGAAAACUAAGCAGCUGAUCAAUACAAACUCCUGCAGCUAACAUUAGCUUAGCAUUACCUUCAGUGAACUCUGAAGUCUGAUCUAGACCAGGUGAGUCCUGAACGUAGACUGGUCCUGGUCCUGUUCUGGUCUGGUCUGCUCUGGACCUGGUCCUGGUCCUGGUCUGGUUUGGUCCUGGUCCUGGUCUGGUCCUGGUCCUGGUCAGUUACUUCUUUCUUUUCUUCUCAUCAGAACAAGAUGUCCGACCACAGAAACAAAGAAGAGGAGGAGGAGGAAGUGACCUGUCAGCCCCUCCCCCCUCCUCCCUCCUCUGUUGCCAUGGAGACGACGAUGUCACUGAGGAGGCAGGACCUGGUGUGUAUCGUGUGUUUCGGCAGCUAUGACCUGGGGACACGGUUGCCACGGCGACUGCACUGCGGCCACGCCUUCUGCCAGGCGUGUCUGAAGAGGCUGGACACGGUCAUCAACGAACAGGUGUGGAUCCCGUGUCCUCAGUGUCGACAGAACACGCCUCGGCCCAGAGGAGGAGCAGCAGGUCUGGACCUGGACCUGGCCUCCUUCCUGGGAGUGAAGGCCCAGCAGACCUGCACCUCCUCCUCCUCCUGGAGCUCCAGCCGCAAGGAGGGCACGGUGGCCAGAGAUACAGCCCCGGACGGGAAGCCAUGGCUGGGGAAGGAGGUUGCAGACGAUGGCUGGUCGCACGGAGGCCUGGCCGAGCCACGUUUCCACCGCUAUGCCAACUGCUGCCCACCGCCGUCCUAUUGGCUGUGCUGCUGGUUCUGCUGCUGGGGGCAGGGCUAAGACUGACCAGUGAGUGUGUUGCUUUAGCUCUCUGUUCAUGUGAUUUUAACUGAUGUAAAAACAUCACAGGAUUUAAAUCUAAUAAACUCGUCACUGAAGUUAACAAAGCUUUUAUGACUUAAAAACAAAAAGGGCACGUACCAUGUGGGCCCUAGUGGUCCGAGGAGGUGGACCCCUGGUUCGACUCCCGAUCCAGCUGGACCUUCACUGCAUGUCCCUGUUUCCUGUCUCUCUCACUGUCCAAUCAAUAAGGCGAAAAAGCCCAAAAAAAUACUUUAAAAAAAACUCAGCAGAAUUUUUAAUACAAAAAUUAUAUAGAUAAUAUAUAGUCAUAUAUUUAAUAUAUUACAUAAACAUUGCAUAUUUAUUAAUUAUAAGUCAUAUAUUUAAUACUAAAGCAACAUGAAUCUGACUAUGAAUGAAUCGAACCCAAACCCCGUGAGUUUUAAAUAAAACAUCAUAAAGGAGAAAUUCAACAAUAAAAACAUAAACUGAUCCAGAAACUAAACCACAGAAUAAAAACUCCUCUGCUGCUUCUCACCUGGUCAAAGUAAACUCUGAUGGAUCCGACGUUUGUGGCUCCAACUGCCGUUAACGAGAAGAAGCCGUGCUGCCAUUGGCCGGUUAGAACCACACGCUCGUUAAGACAGAAGAGCUAAAU